AAAAAAGGAACACAACACAACACAAACAACGCAACGAUGCGUUUAAAGUCGAUAAGAAGAAGUAAUCGGUAAUAGGACAGGACCGUACGAGAAUGUGAGUUGGAUUCAUUGGUUUGCUUCUUCCGUUGGUUCCUCAGCCUCAAUCUCAGGGUUUUCACUUUCCACUCACAUGGAAGAUUCGGUGUAGAAAUCUUGCUUCCCAGUAAUGGAAAUGGAGCCUAUUGAUAAAGAAGAAAAUAUUGCUUGUGUGAUUGGUGAUAGAUCAAGUAGUGACGUUGUUGUGAGGUUACGGACUCAGGAAGGUCGAGAUGACUGGCUAUAUUGUCAUUCUGAGAUUCUUGUAAAGAACUGCAAGUAUUUUGCUGACAGGUUAUCUGAGAACUGGCCAACUUGUCAGAUUCUUGAUUCGCGCAACUGUGUUGAUGUCUAUUGUCAGGAAUCGAAUUUCGAUUACCAUGUAAAUCUUAUUCGCCUUCUAUACAUUGUCAUAGAUGAUUCAGUUGAUGAUUUGUGGCAUGGUGUUAGAAAUGCCUUAGGCAUUCUCCAGGUUGCGGUUGAGCUUGGAUGCCCACAGAUUAUUACUGCUUGUGUGAACUACUUAGAAGCGGUCACAUGGGAAGAGGCUGAGGAGGAAGAGAUAUUGAAAAUUGUACCUCGAAUGGGAUUACCAGCCGAGCCUAUCCUAGCUAGACUUCAACCAGUUAACCAGUCUGCUAUCAUAAACAUCUUUGUCUCUGCCAUCCGCUUUGCUACAUCAUCUCCACCCCAACAAAUGAAUGAUCUUAAAUCAUCGGCACAAGAGCAACUUGAGUACAUGCUAACUGAAGAUGAUGAUGCCCCUUUAUUGACAGCUGAUGACAACAUAAAACAUGAGGUAAAAGAAUGUGUAAACAGACUAUUUUCACGGUUUAACGACUCAUUAAUAGCUUUAUACUGUGGUUCCACCACUGAAUCACUCUUUGAGGCUGGAAAUAUUAUGUUGUUUCAAUCCUAUUUGGCUGAUUUGUCAUGGGUUUGUCAAAUACUAACUAAGUUGGAAAUAAUGAGAGAAUUUGUUGAAUAUUGGUUUGAUGCAUCAGAAAAGAUUGUCAAGGUUCUUGAACAAGGAAAUUCUACAACUGAAGUCCUUGAGAUAAAGUUACGGGCUAUUGAGGUGACAUCAAAGGUUUUAGAGGCAAUUGGGUAUGGUACUGUUGUAUUGCCAACUGCAAAACGCCUUAAGGUUUUGAAAGUGUGGCUUCCAUUUGUGAGGGUUACAAAACCAUUGAUUGAUUCUGUCACAAUGGAUUGUGUAAAUGCCAUGCUGCUUAAAAUAGAUGGCGAAUUGUGGCAAUCCUUAGAAUCCACUUUUGUCUCUAUCAUUCUUGCAUUGCCAUCGGGAGAUCAGGCAGAUGUUUUAACUGAGUGGCUGGAUAACGAGUAUAUGCAGUAUCCAGACUUAACUGAGGCAUUUGAAGUAUGGUGUUAUAGGUCCAAAGUUGCCAAGAGGAGACUAUCAUUGCCUGGGGAUGAACAUGUCAUGACGAUGAACAUGUCAUGAUCAAUUCAUUUUGAUGCUUUCACAAAUUAUGUUUCUUUAUAUUAGAUUACUAAUCCAUCUUGUCAAGGCAUUGGGAAGAGAUCAUCUCUUUUUUGCACCUGAAUGAAAAAUUUUGUAGGAGGCAUUUAAAAUCUCCAUGUCCCAUCAAUCAAAUGUAAAUUAUGCUGAGAAGUUUGUAAAAUGUUGUAGUUUCCAACUGUGAACUGUAAAGGAUGUAUUUUGAAAUAACUGAUUUCAUAGGAUGCAAAAUCAUAU
Molecule: messenger RNA, 1795 nt
Organism: Cajanus cajan (pigeon pea)
Lineage: Eukaryota; Viridiplantae; Streptophyta; Magnoliopsida; Fabales; Fabaceae
Product: BTB/POZ domain-containing protein
Source: RefSeq, a predicted model, not a curated record